CUCCGGUACCCUUGUCAGGAUGAUGCACAUCCAGCGAAACGACGUGGACGACUUGGUGCUCAAUGGGCUAGGCACCCCCGAGCUAUGGCACAACUUGAGCGAAGAGCUGCAGGGGGUCAAGGUGCUCGAGCACCCACGGGUGCCCAAGAAGGUUCUGAUCAAAGCCAUUCGCAUGCAAACGAUUGCGAUGCGGUGCAUGGCAGGGGAGUUCGACCAGCUGCGCGACCGCCUCGAAGCUGUCGAGAAGGACACUGCCCAUGGCCAAAAACAGCUGGAAAAGGUCAACACCAAAGUCCUGGCGUUAGAGGCGGCGCUGGACGGGGCGAAGAAGAGAGUGGUCGAGUUGGAGGCGGAUAUCGUCAAGGAGUCCAAGCGAAUUGAUGCUGUCGAGGGGCUCGAAGGCCAGCUCAAGAACGUGCGCGACGAGUUGAAGUUUGUGGACAAGGCGGUGGAGAACCAAAAGGUCGAGUUUGGGGUGUUUGCUACGCGGGUGGAGCACGAAGUGGUCGCGGUCAGGGCCGCCGUGGACGCGACCAAGGCCAGUGUUGUGGCAUUGGAAUCGAAAAUGGAAGAGGAAGUCGAAGUCAAAGUACUCACGUCCGAGGACAUUCUGCACGGAAACAUGCCGCUCUCUCGGUGGUUUGACCAGUAUGCCGACGACAACCGGCGGCGGGAGGACAUUCUCAAGGACACAAGCGACAAGUUUGCCAAGCAAAGUCGAGGAAUUCACGAUAUGAUGAACGACACGAGGAAGGCGCUGGAUGAUAACACGAGCGCGGUGGAAGAUGUCCAGCGGGCGUUGAUUGAAAAGGCUGACAGAGUCAAAGUCGACUUGAUCAUCGAGAGCAAGUACGAAGAGAUCAUUGAGCAGCUCCAGAAAGCCAUGACUGCCAUCAGCGAAGACGAGGACGAGUUCAAGCGGAAUUGCCGCGACUUGCAAGACUUGGUGCAAAACCUGUCUGCGAGUAAAGCCGACAAAAAGGAUCUCCUCGAAGUGAAGGAACAAGUGCUCUAUGACUCGCGCGUGCGCCAGCAAGUGGAGAACUUGCGCGCAUUCAUUGACCUCAAGAUGAACCGCGAAGAUGUGCUCAGUGCAUUAACAAAUAAAGCCGACAAGGACGAGAUGCAGUUGCUGCUCAAGACCCUUUCCGACAGCAUGUACGCAGCUGUGUCCAAGUCAACUUCCCUCAGCCAAGAGCCCGAAACCGCCUUUCUAACCAAAAAUUCCAUCCACAAGCGCCCGGGGGCCCUGCCCAGCUUAGAGAAAGACCGGUGUCUGGCGUGCAAUUCCGUGCUCGCUUCGGGCCUUCUGAAUGGACCCCCCCCUAUGGGCUCGACGUACGGCGGGGGCUUCCAAACAGCUGCCCCGGGCUACGACAAGGGAAAAGGCGCUUCGAUGAUGCUCAAGCCCCCCCUCCCGAGUUUGAACUUUGACAGCUACCUCCUCGGAAUGGACGGCCACGUGUAUCACGGUGACGUGGACGCACCACAGCCAGCCCCCCUCGUCCAAUCAGCAUCCGACUUGUCGGCCAAACUGCUGGUCAAAGUUCUGUCGCCCAACCAAACCAUCGACAGACGACACGAGCGACCGAGGUCUAGUGGCGGCGGUCGUUAACUGCGUCAAAUAAUCUAUACGUAGUUAGUUGUUCCUUGUACCUCCC
Messenger RNA from Aphanomyces astaci, 1661 nucleotides. RefSeq lists its product as hypothetical. Lineage: Eukaryota; Oomycota; Saprolegniomycetes; Saprolegniales; Verrucalvaceae. The record is from RefSeq and is a predicted model, not a curated record. The transcript is spliced from 8 exons. Bases 20 to 1615 code for a protein of 531 amino acids.